CUGCAUGCAGGGACCUGAGCUGCCUUCCGAAAAUACGGUAGUUCCGAGUUAGUACAUGGGAGCAAAGGAUCAAAUCUUAGCUAGUGCUGCAUACAGUGCUUGCUGAUCUUUGCGUCUUGCUCUUCCAUCUGUGGCUGGCACUCUUAGUAACAUCUCUCAGUUUGCGGAAUUCAGGACCUCAUACAAUCAUAUUAUUCUGGGAGUGAGUGACGCAACAGCUUCUCUUAUGGAAGUCUGUCAGCAGGGCGCUAGGCUGUGCCCCUCGAAGCUUCCUCUUGAUGGAUCCAUAUGCAAGAUUGGCAGAGAUGGCGUUGUGCAGAACUGCAGGAGCGGGCGCUUUUGCAUGUCUUUUCACAGCAUUUGGUCAAAAGGCCAGCCGGCGCUUCCUUCGCGUUGUCCCCUGUUUGUGCAUCCAAGUAAAAGGCCAAGCCACCUGAGACACACACCACAUAGAGGACAGUACAUGCGAAGAACUGCACAUGAGAGACAGACUUUAAGAGCUAGCACCUCGUCAGAAGGUCCUGGAGAACAAGAGAAUGAUAGGAGCGCAGACUCUGAGUCUAAGAAUCCAAGCGCGGGUGGUGCAUUCGAAAGGGGAGGUUUCGAAGCAGCUUCGGACAGCAGCAAGCCGUCCAAUUUUGCUUCAGACAGUGCUGGAGUGUCCAAUCUUCGGCCCCCAAAGAUAGCGAUGGUGGACGAGGAGAGCAUUGGGGGGUCCCGAUUUGAUGUGGCAGUCCGAGCAAUGAAGGGGGAUUUUGAUCCACCCAAAGCUUCUGAGGACACAGAGAAGCGAUCGCUUCUCGAGGCGCUCGUCCAGUUCCCUUCGUUUUACACCUUUUCAAUAGUUGGAAAGGUAGAGACGACAUCGAAAGCUCCCGGGAAAGUUUUUACAAAGGACACGCUAGAGACAGUCGAGCGAAUUUGCGGGACGAAGCUGGCCACCGGUCAUUACUCCGUCAGGGAAAAGGCUGGGGGCAAGUAUAUCUCGAUGCGGAUUACGACUCUAGUACAAUCCGCAGACCUCGUGAAAGCUACCUACGACGAGUUGCUGAAAGACCCGAGGGUCAUUAUGGCUUACUAGCAUGUCACAUUACGUGCUCCUGUAAGCUGCGGUGUUGACGUAAGCAAUUGUCUGAUAGUCGAGUUGAAUAAAGCAGAAGCAUGUAGGUUGUUUAGGCAGAGACGUAGGAAGACCAAGAGCUAGAGAUCGAUCAGUCCAGGAGAAAUUUCCUAGAGGUCCCACCAUUGCUGGCACCGCUUGGGUAGGAGAGCCAGAUGAAUGUACAAACAUAGUGACGAUCAACUAGGUUGAAGAGGGAACUUGAUCUGCAAUUUUGUCGAUUCGUCGACUUGCUCGCAUCCAGAGUAAGGCCCGUGUGCCGGGGCAUGCAUUGACCUGGCUUCGCCGUGACGCCCAAG
Molecule: messenger RNA, 1419 nt
Organism: Klebsormidium nitens
Lineage: Eukaryota; Viridiplantae; Streptophyta; Klebsormidiophyceae; Klebsormidiales; Klebsormidiaceae
Source: the annotation of a GenBank genome assembly